AUGCAGGAAGAAGUGUCGCUUGCUGGACUUGGGGGUUCGCGCUGUGGGACCGGGGGGGGAGCUCAGCCCCUCAUGAUGAGCCUUGCGAAUACACCGUUUUUCGACAAGGCUUUCGGGCCAGCUCCCCAGCAAAGAGGUCUCGGAGCUCAAAAACCACCUCCACCAGCUACAAUAACCCUCCCAACUCCACCUACUCCAACAGCUGCAGAGACCCCAAGAACGCCAAUGCCGCCGUCUACUUUAGGAGUAACCGCUUCACUAGCAAAAUCAAUGCAAGAAGCCGGAGCAAACGAGGCCUCUACGGCCCGAAGCCAGGUGCCUCCUGUUGCUGUUGCUGGCGGGGUGGUUCCUGCACCAGCAGAACCCACAGCUCCUCCACAGCAUCAUGCUCACUCCCUGGAUGUGAAAGAUAUAGUGCAGAUGGCUCAAUCGGUUUCUGAAGUGUCAUCUUCGACGUCGCCUCCUGACGGAUCUGUGGGUUUUGAUGCUGGCGCUUCUCCCCCUACUUCUGCGUUUGGGGGUGACUCUCGUGACGCCGUUGGAGGGCAGGCGAGUGGCGAAGGGGGGCCCCCUAUUUUGGCACUGCCACGGAGCUCUUCUCCGGAGCAUGACGCCGUCGGCUUGGAGGCAGCCGUGACGCCAGACGACCCGGCAAGCAAGCAGCUGCAAGAACUGCUCCUCGGGAGCGGCACUAAUACCAGCGGCGCAAAUGCAUGGCCGAAGGCUCUAAGGCUGGAGGCUCACGGUGUGUGGGUGGGUGCUCAGACACUCCGCUUGCUGCUCUUCACCGGCAGCGAAGCCUCAGACGAGUGCCAGGAACGACGCGAUAUCACGGCAACGGGAAGCAUCUACACCUACGUGUCGCUUGGAGACGCUAGAAAUUUUCUUGGGCCUCCAGAGGGGUUUUUGGGGGCUGCUUCGGCGGAUUCUCUCUUUGUUUAUGUCGUCUGUAGCGAACCCUGCAAGCCGCACUUGACCGCGCAUCUAAAUAGCCUCUCUGCCGCUGACACCAACGCCAAUAAAAUACGCUGCGGGGUGUGGGGUGUGCUCAGUGCGCCGCCGAGGGAACCGGAGGGGGCUUCUCGUGUAGCACGGUCUCUGGAAGGGCCUCCCGGCACUCAGCAGCUCAUUUCGUGUUGCAUUGCACGCAAGAAAACGGCUGCUUUCUUUUCGGGGUUGAGUGUUUCGGGUGCCGUACGUACGCCUCAGACAUUGAGCAAAAAGCAGCAAGUGGCGACCUCGAGCGAUCUGCAGGUGUCUUCGCCGUUCGUGUUGUUAGCUGCUUGGGACUGUGUUCCUCAAACUGUCACGGAGGUGGAAGACAAGUGGUAUGACGGCUCUUCUGAGGAAGACUCUGAAGAGGCCGCUGCCGGCGCUCAGUGCGAGACCAUUGGACCCCAGGGAACGAUUGGCGGCACGGUGUACCUGUCAGCUCGACUGUUUUGUGCGUCUCUUGGAGGCGGGGAUGGUCUAGCAAUGGAGGGCUUGGGCUGCGGCAUCUCAGGAGUUCAGAGUCACGCACUUUUUCUGGGUUGUGCUGCAGAAAAGGAUGGAGUGCUGCACGUGCUGGUUCAUCUGCGGGCGUAUAUGAAGGCCUCGCAGGAUUUCAUUCUCUCCGUGGGGGCCCCUACGGCCAUCACGGCUGUUAGCAUGGAGCAGUCUCUGGAUAUCAUUAUGCCGGAAAACAGCUUGCGGCUUUUUAGUUUCAAGUUUGAGGAGUCUGCCUUCGACCCGGCAGCAUAUUGCACCCCUCAGCUUGUUCCUCAGAGGGAGGGCAAAGAUAAGUAUCAUCCAUUUCUUGUCACGGCCUUCGCCCUGGACGGAGAGCCCCCGGGCAUUGCCUGUUGUAACGCAUCAAGAGAAACGCAUCCCGAUCCCGCGCUGUCCACAAAAGAGCAGCCGGAAUGCUGGCGGACAAACGAGGCGGAGUACAACGGGUUGGUGGCUUUGCGGGUUAGGACCGACCAUCGCCGGGCUCAGGCUCCGUACGGAGAGUUUAUCUGCGGCGUACGAUCCCGCGAGGCGUCGCAUGCUCUUUUUCGAUUGACUUUGUCGAGCGAAAGCAGCAAGCAGGACCCUAGGCUCUUUGAGAUCCUGGAUAUCGACAACGUGACCUUCCUCAGCCUUAUUCCCUACUCUCAGUCCUGCCACUACGAGCAUGCAGCGUUCAGCACGGACAAGUCGGGAGGACCCCUGACCCUCAAACUCACUAAGCAGAAGGGCCCGUCACCCGCUGAGACGUGUGUCUUUCCUUGCCAGUCUGCUCUUACGCCGCUCGCCAUCUGCUCAGUACGCAUGCAUGCAUGGCUUCAAGCCCUUAUCCCCGAUUUCCUGGCCUUCGGCUCUCCAGGGCUGCGCAGGCAGGCUUUGCUAGUCUGCACUGCGCGUCUGUGCGCAUUUGAGUGCAGUUUCUCGCUGCUGCUGCACAGACAGAGCGCUGCCGAUGCUCACGUGUCCUCGGUAAUGCUGCAUAAUGGAGUGCCCUUUUUUGCUCGGCUGCAAGGCGAUUGGCACGGGGGUCGGGCCUUCCGCUUUGGAAAGGUGGAUGGUAGGGAAGGCUACAAGGCUCCUCCUAUAGCCUCAGAGGCGGGGGAGACUGGAGACCUUUCCUGCACGCUGAUGGUCACUCAGGCGCAUUUGAAAGACCUCGAAGCUGCAGACAGUCCUUUGGCCUUUCAUCUGAGCUUGGUAACGAGCGACACACUGACGGAUGCCUAUGUCUUUCCUCCAGGCGCCACCGUGCCAUAUACUUUUGACGCCAACCGGCUGACGCCCCUAUCGGCGGUCAUCCGGCUAGAGCGAAAGCAUGCGGAGAGCGCCCUUCAGGUGGAUCCAGAGAAAGCUGUAGGUCUCUGGAAGAUUCUGUUCAGCACUGCAACGAAGGAUUCCCCAGUGUCGCUCCAGAUCACCGCAAGUGUAGGAGCCCUUGCCGAUGGCAGCGUGCGGGUGCACAGAAGUCCAAAACUCCAAGUCAUUGAAUCACGGGCGCAACACCUCAUGGACGGGGUGCAUGUCGCCGAGGACAUAUCUGCGGAUCCUUCCGACCCAAACCACAGAAAAAUCUUUAUCUUCCCGCUUACGUUCAGCUUGGAGCUCGCUGGAGGGGUGCCUGUUGAAUCCGCCAUGCGGUGCGCAGCGACGCGUUUCGGAGCUACCUCAGUUCGACUCUUUGCGAAUGCAGUAACAUGGGGCGACACGGAGGUGCCCAAGGGAUUCAAGGCGUUUCCUGCCGAGGCUUACAAACUGCCCCUACCUGAGGACCCUAAGCAGGGAGAGGGUUCUACUCAGCUGGGACUAGAAGCUGCCUACGUUAUCGUCGCGGAGGGCUUUAAUUCCACACAUGCCGCCAAUCCCGUGGCGCCUGACCCCGAGAAUAGAGGCCCUUCUCUUCCAGAAACGAAAGCACCAAACACAGCAGCAGCAGCUCAGGCGGCAGCAGCAACGCCCACGGACGCGCAGUACGACAAGUUCUCCAUCACGUGCAGCUUUCUUCGGCAUGCUAUACCGCUCGCCAUCGGCGAACCCGCAGAGGGCUUUCUUGGUCCCGAAGAGGAAAGGUUGUUUGUCUUGCAGGUCUUAAACUUAUCCAAAGACAUCAUUUUGACGCUAACGAGUGGCGCAGUCGGCGAUGCAGGGAUGUACGUUGGUGCACGGCGAGACGUAUCAAACCUGAAUGUGGAGAGUGGGGCUGAUGCUUUUGUGGCCGUUGAGAAGGCAGCAAACCUUCGGGAUUUAACACCUUUGAGUGAGGGGUCGGCCCAGUGGUGGACGGACGGAUUGGCUUCUCCGGAUAUAAAAAUCCAUCAUACAAAGGUAGCCCUUCAGCAGAGGGCGCUCUCUUGUACGUUCCCCGACUCACAGGCGGAGGUUGCUGUUACAGAGCAGGUAUCUCAGGCGACGAAAGUAUCUCAGGCGCUUGACCUCUGUGUCUUGAGAAUUGAUGUUGCGUCCCCGGUGCCGCAACCCUUUUCCAUAACGCUGGAUGGCAGUCACUCCUCCGCUAUUCCUGUCACACCCAUCGCUUCCGGAGCUCCUGUGCGAGGUGUCCUUCACCGGGGAAGUACUGACUACUUUCGAAUAGACCUGCAUCCAACAUUGAUCGAAACUGAUGAGGACGCUGCCCUAAAGAUAGCCCUCGAGAGUACAGGUUGUGGAGUUUCGCUCUCGCUGCGAUGGCCAGAUGGGGAGGUGAAAGCCUGGCCUUAUCCGGAUAAUCGACAGAUCAUUGUAACUCGAAGGGCUAGGCCGUGGACGGAGGGCUUCUUUCUUCUUCUUGUACGUGGUUGCGUACCACCCCUGUGCUCCGGCUCUCUUGUCAUGUCUACUCUCGCGCUGUGCUUGUUUGCCUCUUCUUGCCGCCCUGUCGGUUAUGCUCGGAAGUUUGUGGUCUCUUGGCCUUUCAAGGCGAAUAUAUAUAGCCCUGUUGCUCCCAUCAAAGCUGUGCGUGUCUCUAGUGCUGAGAUGUGUUCUUACGAGCUGCUCGCAAAAAUAGAAGCUUCUGCCUCCGAGUCACCCCCCGCGCGAGUGUUGCGGACGGGUUUCCCAGUGCGCGGAACAAUCCGCGCGGGCAUCCCCGAGCGAUUUGUCUGGAGCCCCUCUGUAGUUUCUGAAAAAGCAGACGCCUUCGCGAACGAGCUUUUGACGCUACGGGCGACCUCAGUCACUCACUCCAUUGACGUCUACGCCGCCAGACUCCAACCCGAGCAAGGUUUCCCGCAGCAACCACCUCCGGGAUCCGAUCCUCCUCCGGGAGUCUUUAAGCUCCAGCCCUACAGCGACGACCCCAAUACACUUUAUCUCAACAUCGGUCACGCGUGGGCUCUUGUGGGAAGUGAAGACUUUGAGACGGCCUGUGCUCCCAGCAACCUUAGGGAGGCGAAGGGGCUGAAGGGCGGCAUGUCGGAUGAAGACGGGCCCCUUCAAUCUGUGGCAAGCUGCCAGCUACUUAUUUCUGUCUUUGAUAGACACGCACAGGAGCAAGACAUGCCUCGAGACGUGGACUUUACAUUAGUUGCGACUUCGCGGUUGAAGGAUUAUUUUAUCCAAUGCGCCUUUGAGGAACCCCUGGAUUUGGUGUUGCAAAUGUUUCUACAGACUAAUGGAGUUAAAGUAUUGCUGCUGUCUCUCGACAACGUCUCCGCAGAUGUCUCUCUCAGGCUCACAUCCAGCGAUGCAAAGCUCAUCAAGGAGAUGAGCGCUUGGUUGGACUACAGCGAAAGCCUUCUAAGUGACCCCAGCCCCUACUCGGAAAAGCGCUGUGUGCUGCCUGACCGGUCUGAGGGCCACGAGCCGCUGCUGCAGUUCGUUGCCAGGCAGCAAGGCAACUUUAUUCCUCUGCGCGAUAAUCACGAUGAAGCGGUUUAUUCCGUAGAGGCCAAAGCUCCAAAGUUUUUCUCCUUUGAAACCACGGUUGCGGGUGGCUAUUUGAUCGUGAGCCUGGAUGUCGAUAUACGAAGCGUGUCGUACGAGCAACAUGGGCGCUUUAAGAAAGCGGCUCAAGAUAUGCUGCAGUCCCUCAGCGUAUUCGUGCAGUCGUGCAACAACGAGACGUUUGGCAGGAGCAUGUGGAGUUCUAAUUUAAGACCCUCAGCCAGCCUUUACACCGACACAGCAUACCUUAACGAAUAUAACCAACUUGUCGCAGUCGUGGAAAACAAUAUGCACCAGUACAACAGCCCGGUUUGCCAAUACAGGAUAGGGGUCUAUUCCACCUCCCCCUCCCCUGUCUUCUUUAGGAUGAGGGCCUCUCUGCAGCACCAGUCAACAGCCCGCGUACUCCCUUUGGGCCUCCCCAUGCUAGGCUACAUCUCGCGCAAGCCCCAGAUGAAGCUCCGGAGGGCUGGAUCAUCGGCCUUCAUGUUUAUCGCUGACUACUUUGCCAUUCGAGUGUGGAAGCCAGCUAACAAGUCUGAGAGGCUCCUACUGUCAGUGCAGGUGAGACCAGGGUUAAGGGGCAUACGCAUGGAUUCAGAAAGACUAGUACAGCUAGAUAGGAGAACACAAGGUGGUGCAGAUGGCAGGAGUCUGAGCAGAGGGAAAGAGACGAUGAUAGGCAGCCAGAAAGCGCGCGAAGCUCCUGCUCCGCUAGGCCGGGCUGCGGCUCAACCCAUCCCUCUCAAAGCAUGCAGCGGCGGAGUCGGUUUUGGCUGGGGUACCAAUAAAGUGCAGGUGCGCAUCCAGGCGGAGAAAAAUCCUUGGUUUCUAGGUACUCUCAAGAGCAUUGAAAGGUCUCAAACGCAGGAGAUUCUGGCCAAGCAGGGCCUUAUUAGCUUGGUCGUCCCGAGCUCGAGUUUGAACUAUGUGGGUGCCUCCGUGAGGGCGGCGAGUCACUACCGUUCCGAAGGGUUUACUGGGGGGAAGAGCUCCAGCUUUUCCAUCCGCAUUGACCCUCUUGACUCUGUCAUAUGCCUGGGAGCGGAAAACAUUGAUGUGAACUGGAGGUUGCGCACUGCCACUUGGCUGCCUCGCCUGUGGGGAGAAGAAUCCAAACGACUCACUGCUGAUAUCUGGUGGAGUCCUCUUAUGGCGGUACCUGCGGUGGAGACGGUUAUUGAAAGCAGCAGCGACUCAGGGGACUGGGGGUGCGCAUCGCACGACGUCGCGGUGCGGGGAUCGGCGGUGCCUCCUGACUCGGUAGAAUACGAGCUCUUUGUGGCGAAGACAGACAAGGUUCAAGGCAAUUGGCUGUCAAGCUGUGGGAUGUAUCAAGACACUUUUCUCUUGGGAGCGGCCGAGAAGAUCAGCAUUCCAGAAGGCGUUCUUGCCUACUCUUUGGACCUCGACUUUGAGAGCGGUUCUGGUUACAGGAUCGGAUUAGUGGCCAAAUACGUAAUCCCUGGAACAGCUGGAGUGGCGCAGCCGUUUGCAUACCGCUUUUCAGAAAUCCCCCCCGACGUGCAAAACCAGGGUUUCAGGGCUGGAAGCGUCUCCAUUGUCGUCCUGCUUAUUGUCCUCGCAGUUAUUGUAGUCCUGGUGUGCAAGCUUUUCAGACGAGGGCCAGCAGUUGCACACGUUUUCCAGGGGAUACUGUCUACCAGCAGGAUGAAGACUUUCUCUAGGGCUGGCAAGUCAACAUCACGUUUGCCGUCGGAUGGCCUGGAGCUAACUCGGACGGUAAAUUCAUCAUAUGGCCCCGUACCCAUCACGAUUGGCUGCGUAGAUGAAGGCCCUAUGCACGAAGGAGACCCAGUUGACGUUACAGCCAGGGUAGCGGAUCUCCCAGGGAUGGGAGAAACGCCGUGGCUUUUUUGUGAUCGCUCAUGA
Cyclospora cayetanensis is the source of this 7263-nucleotide messenger RNA. RefSeq lists its product as uncharacterized. Lineage: Eukaryota; Apicomplexa; Conoidasida; Eucoccidiorida; Eimeriidae. The transcript is spliced from 26 exons. Bases 1 to 7263 code for a protein of 2420 amino acids. The record is from RefSeq and is a predicted model, not a curated record.